UCUACAGUUGAAACUUGAAAGUCUACAGUCUUCGCUUCUUAAAAUCUCUAGAGUUUGGAGUUUAGGUGGUUCAGUACUAUUGUACGAAGUACGAAUUACUACGAAAACGGAAUGGAGAAUCGGAGAUACAGAUUGUCGUGAAGUGAAUCGUUGUAUCAUGUUCUUUGAGUUCAGUGAUUUAUUGAUGAAUCACAUGACAAAAUGAUUGAACUUUCUGAUGAAAAUGAAAAAAUGAUAAGUGAUACAACAUUAAUUGAAAACAAUCUUAAAGAAAAAACAUCAUUGGUAAGCAAUUUAAAAAAUGAAUUGAAUGAACUUAAAAUACAAUACAACAAACUUGAAGAACAUAACCAGGCUUAUAAAGAACAAAUUUGUUAUACCUAUGAUAUUGAUUCAGAGUUGAGAAACGGUAAAAGAAAUAUUAUGAACGAAAUUAAUCUUCUUGAACCUGGAAAAAUUACUUGUGUUCUUACUGAUCAUAAUUUGUCAAAUUUAUUGGAUAUAUUUGUCAGCCUUAUAAUGACUAAAGAACAACAAAUUGUAACUGACUUAGUUAAUGACCACAAUAAAGUCAAACGACUAUAUGAAGAUCAAAUCAAACAGUUCCAAGAAGACAUAAAAAAAGGAAAAGAAUGGCAAGAACUAGUUGAAAAUGAUAAUGAAAAACUUAGCCUUGAAUUUGAAAAUCUCAAAUCUCAAAAACACAACUUCCCUUGUAGAGAAUUAAAAAUAAAAGAAUUGACAGAAAAAGUUUUGGAAGCAGAGAAUUUAUCUUUUAAUUAUCUAAACGAGUUAAAAGAAUUAAAGACCCAAUUGACCAAAACAAGUAAACACAAUUAUCAGUCAUUGUCCGAUGAAUUUGAAACAUUUAAGACUAGUUCAGAGCUGUCUAUACAAGAUUUGAAAAACAAACUUGAAAACAUAACCAAACAAUACAACGAAUCAUUAGUUAUGUACAAAGAUCAAAAAGAUUGUUGUUAUAGUCUGGAAGAUAAAAUAGAAAAAAUUCAAUCAGAAUGUGUUUGUCUAAAAUUGGUUAUUGACAAAAAAGAUAAAGAUAUUAAAAACUUACUUGGUGGAUUUCAAUUGAAGACAAAUGAGUAUGAAACAAUGAUUGAAAAAUAUAGCUUACAAAAAGAAGAAACGAAAAUUCAUCAUGAAAAGAUAAUUAAUGAACUUGAGUUGGAUGUAAGUAAUAUCAAACAUCAGAUGUAUUGUACAGAAAAUGUGCUAAAAGAAAUAAAAAAAAAUGACGGUGAAUAUGAGUUUAUGUUAGAAGAAGUAAAGAGUAAAGACAAUAAGAUAGCAGAACUUUUGACUCAAUUGGAUAGGCUUAAGCAAAAAAUUGUAUUAUUAACAGAAGAAAGAGAUUUUUUGAAACACAAAAGUGAACAAUUUAAAAAUUUUAAAGAUGAUGUCAAAAAAUUAAAUGAAGAAAUAUUUGGAUAUGAACAAAACAUAUCUAACCUAAGAAAAGACAAAGGUCACCUUAUUAUACAACAUGAUAAAGAACUGAAAAAAUUGAAAAAUGAAUUGAAUCAAGUUCAAACUAAAAACUCAGAACUAUCAAAUGAGUACAGUAAAUUAUCAGAGACUGCAAAAAUUUUGGAAAAAUCAUUAAAAGAAGACAUACAACAAUUAAAUAGCUGUAUUGUGGAUAAGAAUGCAAAAAUAUCCACAUUAGAACUGUUUUCCAAAACUAACACUGACGAUCUCAAAAAGAAGAAUCAGGAAUUGGAAAAUAUAUUUAAAAGGGCAAGAGACGAGAAUAAUGCGUUGCUCAGAGACUUGUGCCGUUUGAAAGAAAUUACAAAUGUGACUAGAGUGGACCAAUUCACUCAAACUGCUGAAGAACAGAGCUUAGUGAGUAGUGCAAUAGUGGCCGACCACAAAAGCAUGAUUGAAAAAAAUGCUAAAUUUGAGAAGGAUAGUAAAAUGAUGAAAAUUAUAUUACAUAUUAAUAAAGCUAAAAUUGGAUUACUUGAAAAAAAACUAAAUGAGCGACAUGGUUGAAUUUGAUUUAAAAUCUGUAUUGCCUAACCCUGUAGUUAAAUAUUUAUAUUUAUAAUUUGUAUAUACACUAAUUUGUUUAUAAGAUAAUAUUACAAUUCAAUGUGCAUUUGUAUAACUGUUUAUUUUAAGUACCUAUUGAAUUAUAUUUUGUUUUAUAUUAUAAUAUAAUAUUAUACAACUUGAACUGUAA
Molecule: messenger RNA, 2203 nt
Organism: Metopolophium dirhodum (rose-grain aphid)
Lineage: Eukaryota; Metazoa; Arthropoda; Insecta; Hemiptera; Aphididae
Gene: Golgin104
Product: restin homolog
Exons: 4
Coding region: 202-2013 (603 amino acids)
Biological process (GO): Golgi organization; endoplasmic reticulum to Golgi vesicle-mediated transport
Cellular component (GO): Golgi apparatus
Molecular function (GO): small GTPase binding
Source: RefSeq, a predicted model, not a curated record